Boleophthalmus pectinirostris (great blue-spotted mudskipper) is the source of this 2446-nucleotide messenger RNA. RefSeq names its product DEAD (Asp-Glu-Ala-Asp) box polypeptide 31 (gene ddx31). The coding region runs from base 1 to 2304 and encodes 767 amino acids. Gene Ontology annotation, biological process: ribosome biogenesis. Gene Ontology annotation, molecular function: nucleic acid binding; RNA helicase activity; ATP binding. Gene Ontology annotation, cellular component: nucleus. Lineage: Eukaryota; Metazoa; Chordata; Actinopteri; Gobiiformes; Gobiidae. The record is from RefSeq and is a predicted model, not a curated record. The transcript has 22 exons.
AUGUUGUCCCGGCCGAUCAGAACGCAGGCGCGACGCUCGUUGGCCAACGGCAGCGGCAGCAUGUCCAGCUUCUCCGGGACUCACUGUGGUAUUAGAACUGCUCCGGCCCUGCUGUGGACUCUGAAAAAGCAGCGGCGUCUCCAACAACAAGCAGCAUCGCUCCACGUAAAACCACAGGAAAUCACCCCUGAACUUCCUCCAGCAAAGGUCCCGCCCCCUGACGACGGCGCCGCUACAAAACCACAGAAGAAGAAGAAGACGAAGAAGGAAGGAGGAGACGAGGACAGAGGAGGCGAGGACGUAGGAAGCGAGGACAAGACGGUUAAAGCGAAGAAGAGGAGGAAGCUGAAGGACGGAUCGGACGGGAAGGACGGAAAGGAGGGAAGAGUCGGAGCUGACGAGGACGCAGAGAAGGACAGAGGAGAGAAGGAGACGAGCAAAGGAUCCUUCAGGACGUCGUCUCUGUUCAAGCACAACCCGGAGAUCCCCGACAUCAAGAGGUCCUCGGUGUCUCAGUUGAAGGAGGAGGUUUUCAGUAGUUCAUCUUUUGAGGACCUGGACCUCCAUCCCCACCUGGUGGCGACGCUGAAUAAAGUCCUGAACGUGUCGACCAUGACCAGUGUGCAGCAGAGGACCGUCCCCGUGCUGCUGUCGGGACGAGACGCCGUGGUCCGGUCCCAAACCGGAUCAGGAAAGACUCUGUCCUACGCCGUCCCUCUGGUUCAGUCUCUUCAGGCUCGUCAGCCCAAAGUCCACAGGUCCCAUGGUCCUUUGGCUCUAAUCCUGGUCCCCACCAGAGAGUUGGCUCUUCAGACCUUCCAGACUUUGCAGAAACUUCUAAAGCCGUUCAUGUGGAUCGUGCCCGGAGUGCUGAUGGGAGGAGAGAAGAAGAAGGCGGAGAAGGCCAGGCUGCGUAAAGGCGUCAACAUUCUGGUCGCGACUCCAGGACGUUUGGUGGAUCACAUCAAGAACACCCUGAGUCUGGCCUUCAGCGCCCUCUGCUGGCUGGUGCUGGACGAGGCGGACAGGACGUUGGACCUGGGCUUCGAGAAGGACCUCACAGUGAUCCUGAACUCUUUAAACUCGUCUGGAUCCAAGCGUCAGAAUGUUCUCCUCUCCGCCACCAUCUCCCAAGGAGUGACGCGAUUGGUCGACGUCUGUUUGAACGAUCCAGUCACGAUCCAGAGCUCCUCCGCCGCGCCGGUCCAAUCAGAGAGCUCCUCCAGCGCCGCCGUCCAAUCGGAGAGCUUCACUGUUCCCGAGGGCCUCAAACAGUUUGUGGUGAUUGUGCCCAGCAAAGUCCGUCUGGUCUGCCUCGCUGCGCUCAUCCUGGACAAGUGUCAGGUGAAUCAGAACAAGAUGGUGGUGUUCGUGUCGAGCUGUGAGGUUGUCGAGUUCCUCCAUCGCCUCCUGUCCUUCGUCCUGAACAAGCCCUCGGCCAAUCAGACGCUGAGUUUUCUGCGUCUCCAUGGCAACAUGAAGCAGGAGGAGCGUGUGGAGGUGUUUGGACAGUUCUCCAAGGCGCGCUCUGGAGUUCUUCUGUGCACGGACGUUGCAGCUCGAGGACUCGACUUGCCUCAGGUCUCGUGGAUCGUUCAGUUCACGGCGCCGGUGUCGGUGGCGGAGUACGUGCACAGGGCGGGCAGGACGGCGCGGGCGGGGCACAGCGGGCACAGUCUGCUCCUCCUGGCGCCGCACGAGUCCAGCUUCAUCCCAGAACUGAACCGGCACCGACUGGACCCGGAACCACUGCCCCUCACAGACCUGCUGUCAGUACUGCUGAAGGACGAGCGCUACCAGGGCAGAGGAAAGUACCACAGCCAGAGUUCAGAAAAAGCUCGUGAGCAGGAGAUCAGGGAGAGAGCCACAGUUCUACAGACCGAGUUUGAAAACUUUGUCCACUCGGACCCAGAGAGACUCAGCGCCGCCAAGAGAGCUCUGCAGUGUUUCCUCCGGGCCUACACCUCGUACCCCUCUCACCUCAAACACAUCUUCCACAUCCGACACCUCCAUCUGGGCCACAGCGCCAAGAGCUUCGGCCUGAGGGACGCUCCACGAGGGCUGGGAGAGGCCACCAGGAGCUCCAAGACCGGAAAGAGACCGGAGAAGAGGCAGGACAAGAGGACAGGAAAACCACAGCCAUGGAAGAAGAAUCAGAAGGAGUCGGGAGCAAAGAAGAAGAGGUGGAGCGGCUCUCACAGAGACUCAGACCUGCUCCGCUCAGAGUUUUCCUCUGGACUUCAGCCCAAGACCAAGAAGAACCGCUCCAAGACUCAGGAGGAACCGGGGCCAGGGGAGUCCUGACCUGGUUUAGAUCUGGACGAGUUCUGCUUUAGUCCAGGACUUUUAUACGAACUCUGGUGAAUGCUGUGACGUGUGAGAAAAAGAAUCUGAAAAAUACUGUAAAUGAACUUUUAAAAUAAAUAUUGUCUGUCUGUUUCUGUGA